This is a messenger RNA of Prorocentrum cordatum, 2504 nucleotides long. Lineage: Eukaryota; Dinophyceae; Prorocentrales; Prorocentraceae. The record is from the annotation of a GenBank genome assembly.
AUGGAGGAGGACCAGGAACAUGAGCACCCGGUCAGGAACCUCGUCUUGUCCGUCUGCGACCUGAAGCAGCACGGGGACAUCCCCGCGGCCAGGUGCGGGGCGCAGACCGUGACGAUGGCGACGCGCAUGUACCUGCACGGCGGGUGCGACGAGAAGAAGGCUUUUGGUGACCUUCACCUCCUCGAGAUCGAGCAGAUGAAGUGGACGGAGCUGGUGACAGAAGGCCGAGCGCCGCCGCCCCGCUGGGGGCACACCGUCGAGGGCCACGACACGGAUCUCGUCCUGUUCGGCGGCAUGAGCUCCGAGGGGCAGGGCGCCGACGGCCUGCUCGGCGACGCGGGGGCGGCCGGGCCGCAGCCCCCGCCCUUCGCGGCGGGCCUGAAGUGGGAGCACGUCGGGGUGCCCGACAAUGGUCUGUUCAAGCUUCAGACGCAGUCUCUUCAGUGGGAGGUCUCCUGGUCCGCGACCUGCGCUGGAAAACCUGGUCAUGCGGCCCGCGGCGGUGCCCGCGCCGCGCCGAUGCAGUCGCCGGCCGUGGCGGCGGCGCCCCCGCAGAGCCUGUACGACCUGCUGGGUGUGUCCCCCGACGCCGACGACGCGGCGAUCCGCUCCGCCUACCGGCGCGCCGCCCUCGCCACGCACCCGGACAAGGGGGGCAGCUCCGAGGCGUUCCUGGCGGCCGUGGAGGCCUUCGAGACCCUCUCCGACGCCGAGCGCCGCGCCCGCUACGACAGCGGCGGCGGCCGCGAGGCGCGCGCGCCGCGGCGCCCCGCGCCGCGCGGCGGCCCCCGCGCCGCGCGGCCGGAGGCGCCCGGCCGCGGGCGCGGCGGCGGCCGCGGCGCCGCCCGCGCCGGCGGGGGCGGCGCGGCGGCCGCGGGCGGGCCGCGGGGCCGCGCCGCGCGGCGGGCGGCGCCCCGCCCGCGGAGGGGGGCGGGCGGGGAGGCCACCACCGCCGGAGCCAGCGCUGCGGGGAGCGGCCGCGGCGAGGCCCCGCAGUCCGAGGCCUGGCCGCGGCAGCUGGCCACUCUGUCGCUGCGCGCGCUGGAGGCCCUGCUCGGGCACGGCCGCUCGCUGCGGUCGCGCGGCAGGGCGGCCGCGGCUCCGCGGUCCGCCCAGCCGGGCCGCUCGCCGACCGCGUCCGCUGGGCGCGGCGGGCUCGGGGCGGCGGGGGAGGAGGGCAAGGAGGACGAACCGGAGGACGAGGAUGAGGAGGGGGAUUCCAGCGACGAGCCGCCAGACGAGGGGGCUCGCGGCGACCUCGGCCUCUCGCCGGCGGCGGUGCUCGCGAUCUGCGACGAGGAGGCCGGCUUCGACGCAGAUGCACCGUGCGGCGACGACGCGGACGAAGCGCCGCAGCGGGAGCCCAAGCGCUUCAAGGUCGGCUCGCGCAACUACACGCGGAUGCGCGGCGUGCACCACGCGCACGGCAAGGGCAGCCUCGAUUACGUGGCCUGCAUCGGCUUCGCCGGCUUCUAUUUGAUGACGCAGUCCACCAGAAGCAUCCCGGAGGCCAUCGACUGGCACAUCAUGCUGGUGACCGUCAGGCAGGCGUCGCGCUCGGCGUGCCGAGGCGGGGCCGACUUCAGCGAGGCCGUGCGGGCCGCCGUCUCCAGGGCCCUGGAGUCCCGCAGGGACGAAGGCGGCAGGGUCCCCGUCCUCUCCUUCUCGUCCUUCCUGUCCGUGGACAACAACAAGGUGUCCCUGCCCGCGUUCACGUCGCUGGACAAGGCGCUCCGCCAGCGCGAGGAGAUGCUGGCGAUGAGGGCCUCCGGGGCCAGCGGCGCGCAGAUCAGGGCCUGGAAGGACGGCCUCGUCUCGGCGGCCAAGGCGGCGCGGCAGAAGGCCACGGCCGAGCGGCGGGCCGAGCGGCGGGCGGAGCGGAGGAUGCGAGGAGAGGGCGAGCGGAGGAUGAGGAACCGCGGGCACUCCCUGCUGCUGGGGCUCGUGCGCCAGCGGGCCAUCGCCGUGCGCCGCGCGCUGGGGGUGCGCGCCCUCCCCGGCGGGCUGGACGCGGUGCUCUGCCAGGAGGAGCGGCGCCGCGUGCGCGGAGGCCUUCGCCUACGCGGAGCUGCGCCCUCUGGCCGGCGGGGGGGACCGUCCGCUCUGCUCGGGGCCGCUGCGCUCGCGGUUGUGAAGGACGCCGAGUCGGACUUGCGCCACCUGGAGGCAGUACAGGCGGCCGCGGGCGACGAGGCGGCGGCCGCGCGGGCGCAGUGCCUGGACCUGGAGGUCAUGACCGCGCGCUUCUGCCAGGGCCUCUCCUGACAGCGGCGGUGCCAGCGCCGUUGCCGCCCAGCGGAGGAGGGCCCGUCGAGACAACGGCGGCCCCCCCCCCCCCCCCACGUUUUUCGCCCCACGAGGAGGAACCGUCAAAAAGGAGAAGGACUACCUGUAGGGUUCGGAGCAGGAGCCUGGCCGGUUGCGGAGCCUCGGCCUCGGCGGCGCAGCCCAGGGUCCCACCAAUUAGGGCCACUGCUGCCGUCGGCCGCCCUGCGUGAGCCUGG